GGGGCCGCCCGGCACCCGCCCCGCUGCCCGGCGCCGGGAGCGCCGCCGCGGAGGAAGGUAUGGAGCUCUGUGUAGUGGAGCUCCAGAGGCACUCAUCAAGAAAGCAGCCGGCCCAAGGAAGACAUCAAGGGGCCACAGUCUGACCCACCAAGUACAUGGCUUAGGGCAGUGCUAGCUGCAGUGCUGAGUGACAGCAAUGCUGUGGGAUGGCCGGUGGGGCUGCACAGUCCUAGGCGUAGAUGUGGAGAGGAUGCUGAAACAGAGAUCCCAAAGCAUCUGAAAAUGUUCUCUUCCCCGUGUCCUACAACAGAAGAGAAAGCAAGAUGAGCUGUUUCUUCAAUGCGCUCCAUAAAAACCCUGCAAAGUAGGUCACUGGCAGAGGAAGAAACAAAGCAGCAUCUCUGGAGGAGGCAGUGCCGUGGUGGUGGGCCUGGAGGUUAUCCCCACAGCUGCUGUACUUGUUGGAUGGACAACACACAGCACUGAGCUGACCGCUCCUCUGUGGCCAUGAAGCUGAAUGAGCGGAGCGUGGCCCACUACGCCACCUGUGACUCGCCCACCGACCACGCCGGCUUCCUGCGCAAGCGUGUGGAGCGGCACCACCACCAUGGUCAUCAUGGCACCUCCUACCAGCGCCGAUGGUUUGUCCUCAAAGGCAACCUCCUCUUCUACUUUGAGGAGCGGGAGAGCCGGGAGCCUAUGGGGCUGGUGGUGCUGGAGGGCUGCACCGUGGAGCUCUGCGAGGCUGCUGAGGAAUUUGCCUUUGCCAUCCGCUUUGAUGAUGCUGGUGCCAAGGCCUACGUGCUGGUGGCCGAUGGGCAAGCCGCCAUGGAGGCCUGGGUGAAGGCACUCUCACGGGCCAGCUUCGACUACAUGCGGCUGGUGGUGCGGGAGCUGGAGAAGCAGCUGGAGGAGGCCUGCACCAGCUUGGCUGCAUGCCGCAAGUCACCACGGAGGUCCUCCUCAGGCAGGAGGCGUCACCUCUCCAACCCUGCCCUGCCGCCUGUCCAGGAGAAACAGCAUGUUCUAGAGAAUGGGUACUCCACAUGGGGCAGCCCUGACCGCGAAGGGGGGCACACAAAGCCCCCACCUCUGCCUCCACGCCGACGCUCAGCUGCAGGGUCCUCAGUGCCCGCCUUGCAGGAGAGUCCGGUGUCACCAGAGACGACCUGCUUUGCCAAGCUGCACCACUGGUACGGGCAGGAGAUCGCGGCACUGAGGCAGGAAUGGCAGGAGAGGCAGAAGAGGGGACACCCAUGAGAUGGGGACACAGAGCCAGAGCAGAACGAGGCAUGCUGCUUGCCCCUUCCCGGCUGCCUCCACCCAGGAGGGCCUUUGUGCUCCCUAGGACUCUGUACCAACGGGCCUCAUCCUCUUUUCAUGGAUAUGGCCAGGCUCAGUGCCCUGCUGUCCUUACGUGGUGGAUGCUCUGGGCAUUUCAUCAUCCAGUUUGGUUUUGUUUCUCAGUGUGGAAGUUUGCACAGGUCAGCAUUUAUUAUUGUCUGUGAUGUUGCGCUGAAGCCCUUCUGCUUUUGCUCUUUGGCUGCAGAAAAGAUUGACUCUUGUGAAAUGCCUCCAAUGGGCUGCUGGCCUCAGGCUGCCUACAGCUUUAUGCCUGGUUAGCUGCACAUGAGCUUUAGGAGGACAAAGAUGCCAUGGCUUCGGCUGGCCCAGGAGCCAUGGCUCAUCAUGCCAAGUGCCCAUUUGAUCUGACCAUGCUGCUGGCACAGGCUGCUCUUCUUGGGGCUUCUGGUUGGGUGCCAGAGCUCUGCAGAGCUCCAUGAGCAGCCUCCCCAGCAGGGUGGGGAGCAGGGCAGUGUACUGAGCCACAGCACAGCUGUGUUUGCAAAUAUCAUCAUUUUUUUAACUUUCAGCUGCCCUAAUGCCUCAUCCCUGCUGUCUCCCUAGGAGUGUCCAUAAGCAAGGCUUAUGGGGAGGGCAGAAGGAAAGCUGGGCUUUGAUCUGAAUAACGGCAAGGAUCACAAGCUCCUUGAGACUUUGAGUACCUAGCUGUAGCCAAGCCUGUGCAUUCCUCUGGCUCAAGUCUUCCCUGUUAAAAAAGAGGAAUGCUAAAGGCUGCCUGCCUUCAUGGGGUGAAUUUAUCAGCCUCUGCACAGACCACAGAAGGUGCCAUAUAGGGCUCUGGCAGCUAGUCAGAUGCAGGAGACAGAGUGCAGAGCAGAGUUCGUGUGAGGUCUUUUUUGAUGUGAUCAUGCUAGUGUGUUUGAGGCACUGUGGAGAAGCUGUGCUGAGCCACACAGUUGGAGUAGAGGAAGGACAUCAGUAUGCUCCUGAGAAGCGGCUGGCCCUAGGAACACCAGAGGCAAAGGAGUGGGUUACUGUGGCUUCCGAGCCCCAUGUGCCAGCAGUGUUUGUAUUUGCCUUGCUCUAAAAGCCAUAUCAUCUCCUACCAAAGCCAGAUCUUGUCCUGCUGGGGCUUCCCUCUAGCUCUCUGUUAGAAUCAUGGGGCUGACUGCAGGAGCACAUCCCAUAUACUUGCCUGCUAGGUCAGAACCCUUAACCAAAGGCUAACGGUACAUUACACAGUGCUGAGAGCAGCAGCCCAAGGACUAGAAUCCUCUGUAGAGGUUGUUUAUAAAUAUCUUUCCUCAUCUUCUGGGCAAGGGCUGCUUUUCAAAGCAGAAAAACGCACAAAACUGCCUUGUGUUUAUCCUCUUCUCUAAUAGCAUUAAGCCUGUUUUUAUUGCCCUGUUCUGUUAAGGAGUGAUGCUAGGGAAACAGCAGGCUGUGCCAUAGCAUGACAUGGGUACCCAUUUACCUUUCUGGAGCUGAAUGAGCUCAGCCUUACACUCUGCUAAAACUGCUAGAGGUUAUCAGAGGCAAAAAUCAAAUGGCUUCCAUUAACUUUUGGUGCCUUUGAAAAUCCCUCUGGUAGUUUUGGAUGACAAUCUUCCUGCCUAGCCAUGGUGUGUUAGCAUAAAUCAGGUCUGACUUUGGGCAGUAGGAAUGUAACCUCUACAUACAAAUGGUGCAAUCCAAUAAUCUCUAGUUCAUGUCUACAUUUUUCCAUAGCAGAGAAAUUAAAGGUUGGGAGGAUUUUGUUGUUGUUUGCUUUUUAACAGAAAACAGACAUGAGAGAACAGGAGCAGAAGGGCAGGAGUGGGUCUGUGUCCCAUCAGGAGUUGUUGGGAUUCCCAACAGCAGCAUCAGGACUGGUGCUACUUCCCCAUUGUGGGUUUUUAGGGCUGGGUCAGAUGUAGAUUGCCUCUUUCUUCUUUUUUAAUGCAAUAGAGAGAGAAUCUUCCUGAUGUCUCAGAGUCAUAUAAGGCAGUUUGAUGGCAAAGAUUGACUUUCCAAAAUAAAAUGUACUGGGAGUCCCUACAUGAGACUCAAGAAUCAGGAGAGACUUGAAGGAGAAAAUAAAUUAACAAAGCCAGUUCAGUCA
Molecule: messenger RNA, 3406 nt
Organism: Phasianus colchicus (ring-necked pheasant)
Lineage: Eukaryota; Metazoa; Chordata; Aves; Galliformes; Phasianidae
Gene: PHETA2
Product: PH domain containing endocytic trafficking adaptor 2
Biological process (GO): receptor recycling; retrograde transport, endosome to Golgi; endosome organization
Cellular component (GO): early endosome; recycling endosome; trans-Golgi network
Source: RefSeq, a predicted model, not a curated record